AUGGCGGUGUCGAAUUUGAAUCUGACACCGACUGUUCUUUCUUCUUCGUCGUCGUCUCGUUGCUGUUACUGUUAUUUAUAUCGAAAUUGCAACAGCAACUUUAACCACAAAAGUGAUUGUAAACGGUCUCUUCUUUGUUUAGGUUUUGUUAAGAAAACAAAUUCUUCCUCCUCCUCCUCCUCCUCUGGAAUUGGAAUUUCUGUUUCUAGGGUUUCGAGAAAGAGUGAUUUUGAAUCUAUGUGGAGUUUGAAUGCCACUACUGAUACUCGCAUUCUUGACAAUGCCGCCACCAGGACGGCCACAGCCACUGCUACAUCCACUGCCACUGUUGAAAUCCCCGUCACUUGUUAUCAGUGUUUCUCUGUAGCAUUUGUUUUGGUGUGUAUUUCUCAAGCCGGAGAUUUGCAGUGUCUGCUUAAUGGUGUAGAGCUUGUUGGUGUUCCUGAUAAAGCAGAGAAAGAUGAGAUAGUUAAGUCAGUGAUGCAAUUGAAAAAUGCUGAAGUAGAAGAGGGUUAUACCAUGGAUGCUGUUAUAUCACGCCAGGAUCUUUUAAUGGAUGUAAGGGAUAAGCUUCUCUUUGAACCAGAAUAUGCUGGGAAUGUACGGGAGAAGAUCCCACCUAAAUCCUCUCUACGAAUUCCAUGGGCUUGGUUGCCUGGUGCUCUUUGCCUGCUUCAAGAGGUUGGGGAAGAGAAGCUGGUGCUGGAUAUUGGCCGAGCAGCUCUCCAGCAUCCAGAUGCCAAGCCAUAUGUUCAUGAUGUGCUUCUAUCCAUGGCAUUGGCAGAGUGUGCAAUUGCGAAGAUUAGUUUUGAGAGGAACAAAGUGUCCCUUGGCUUUGAAGCUCUUGCUCGUGCUCAGUGUCUUCUUAGGAGUAAAAUCUCACUUGGCAAGAUGGCAUUAUUAUCUCAGAUAGAAGAAUCUUUGGAGGAGCUUGCACCUGCUUGCACAUUGGAAUUAUUAGGCAUGCCUCACUCUCCUGAAAAUGCAGAACGGAGACGAGGAGCAAUUGCAGCCUUGCGUGAAUUGCUCAGGCAGGGCCUUGAUGUGGAAACAUUAUGCAGAGUCCAAGACUGGCCAUGUUUCCUGAGCCAAGCACUUAACAGACUCAUGGCUACAGAAAUAGUUGAUCUUCUUCCUUGGGAUGAUUUAGCCCUCAUGCGCAAGAAUAAGAAAUCACUUGAGUCACAGAAUCAAAGGGUUGUGAUUGAUUUCAAUUGUUUUUACGUGGUGCUUUUGGCUCACAUUGCUCUUGGUUUUUCUAGCAAGCAAACAGAAUUGAUCAACAAAGCAAAAGCUAUAUGCGAGUGUUUGAUGGCAUCAGAGAGUAUUGACCUAAAAUUUGAAGAAGCUUUCUGCUUGUUUCUGCUUGGUCAGGGCAAUCAAGACCAGGCAGUUGAAAAGCUUCAGCAACUAGAAUCAAAUUCAAAUCCGGCUGCACGGAAUUUAGUCCCGGGAAAGGAGAUAAAAGAUGUCUCUGGUGCAAAACCAUCAUUGAGGGGUUUCAAGCCCCUUGUUCAUAAGGUGCCUUCCACUGUUACAUGGGCCCUUGAGUACCUCCAAUCCAAUAGCAUAUAUGCUAUUUGGGUUGGAUGCUUUAACAUGGAAACAUGGCUAAAGGAUUCUGUGCUUGCUGUCUUUUCAGAUACUAGAGACUGCUCUCCUUUUUUGGUGAAUUUUUUUGGUGGUGAAAAGAGAGCUAUUGGGAGCAAGAAAAGUAGAGUAACUGCACAAGCCACUUCUACUGUAUCCCAUCGACCGCUGUCUGAUGUUGCUAUGAAACGAAUGGAUUCUGGGGAAUCAUUUCCAUGUAUGAACUCUUCCCAACAUUUUAGGUCUGCUGUUAAGCAGUUGGCUCCAACUGAUUUGCAAAGCUCAUCGAUAUUGACGAAGAAUGGCAGUGGAAGCAACAUUAAUGAACCAUCAGUUCAAUUGAAGAGAGAUCUUGGUGCUCAAAAUAGAAAAACUUGGGAAAGUUGGUUACAACUGGAAGAUGUGGUUGGAAAGAUAAGUUUUGUUGCAGUAUUGGGAUGCAUUGUGUUUAUUACCCUUAAACUGUCAGGCAUGAGUGCAAGAAGGAUUAGUGUUGCAUCUAAAUUGAACUCUGAUAGAACUAGUAUGGGCACCAGUUCCAUUGCCUGGACAACAGAUUCUUCUCUUGAUCACAAUGUUCGCCCUGUUUAUAUUAGAGGGAGUGGUAUUACUGGAAGAAUGAGAAAGCUGUUGUCCAUGCUUAAAAUGCAGUUUAGAAACCAGUCAGAUCCUAAAAAAUUGCAAAGUUCAAGGCUUGCUGCUAGUAUAUCAUCUUCUAUGGCAACUGUAUCUAGGAAGCAAAUGCCUGUUAAAGAAGCUGAAGCUCUUGUUAAUCAUUGGCAAGCAAUUAAAGCUGAAGCUCUGGGUCCUAGCUACCAAGUUCGCAGCCUCACUGAAGUCCUUGAUGAGUCCAUGCUUGCCCAGUGGCAAGCUUUAGCUGAUGCAGCAAAAGCACAGUCUUGUUAUUGGAGAUUUGUUUUGCUGCAACUGUCCAUUCUGCAAGCUGACAUUUUCUCAGAUGGAUAUGGUGUGGAGAUUGCAGAAAUUGAAGUUCUCCUCGAGGAAGCAGCAGAGCUUGUUGAUGAAUCUCAGCAGAAAAACCCAAACUAUUACAGCACCUAUAGAAUCCUUUAUGUUCUAAAAAGGCAAGAUGAUGGAUCAUGGAGGUUCUGCGAAAGUGAUAUUCAAACAUCAUCAUGA
Messenger RNA from Dovyalis caffra, 2730 nucleotides. The record is from the annotation of a GenBank genome assembly. Lineage: Eukaryota; Viridiplantae; Streptophyta; Magnoliopsida; Malpighiales; Salicaceae.